Aureobasidium namibiae CBS 147.97 is the source of this 753-nucleotide messenger RNA. RefSeq lists its product as uncharacterized. The coding region runs from base 1 to 753 and encodes 250 amino acids. The record is from RefSeq and is a predicted model, not a curated record. The transcript has 2 exons. Lineage: Eukaryota; Fungi; Ascomycota; Dothideomycetes; Dothideales; Saccotheciaceae.
AUGGAGCAGUCACCAGCCAGCUCUUGUGCCAAUUGUGCGUCUGCCGCACUGCCUGCUGUGACCUCUACCCAUGCUAGGGUCGCCGGUAAUCCUGGUGAAGACAAUGAAGAAAAUGAAGAGGAUGGCUCCGACGACGGGAUCGACUAUAGCGAUGAAGACGACGAAGACGACGAAGACGAUGAAUAUGAUGAUCCUCGCUCCGUGUUUAAACCGGUUUCUUUUCUUAGAAGCGACCCAUUUCCUCAUUUGAGACUCUCCAUCGACGGCUCGCCAGUCGCUCUAGUUGAUACAGGCGAUUUCGACGAAGAUACAGAUCCCAAAGAUCUCACCAUGACCCAUGCCGUCUCCACCAUCCUCUGGAACUGGCAUCCAAAUGCUCUUCGCGCCUUCCUCGACCAACGCAAAUACUCAGCAUUUGAAUUCGCCAUUGUUGAGGACCGCAUUGGAGACAGGAAGAGAAUCACUCAUAUGAUUACCCGCCACGAUCGCGCCAUUCUCAUCGGAGAUUACAAUAGCGACAUGGAGUGGAACGUUCAGAUCAGCUGUGGCAUUCUUGAAGAUGGACAUUGGAAGCUACUUUAUGGUUCUUUGGGCGAUACAGGAAUUGGUUCUGCCAAAUUGGAAAUUGUUGAAUCGAUAAGUCGAAUGUCGGCUAGGGAUCAGAUGAUAUGGAAGCGAUGGAAGCCCCGAGAGGAUCGCAAGAUCGAACUGACUGUGGGUGGUGGCAUUGUUGAUCCUGCUUCGCUGUAUUGA